Alternaria novae-zelandiae is the source of this 1008-nucleotide messenger RNA. RefSeq lists its product as uncharacterized. The record is from RefSeq and is a predicted model, not a curated record. The transcript is spliced from 2 exons. NCBI's taxonomy places the organism in Eukaryota, Fungi, Ascomycota, Dothideomycetes, Pleosporales, Pleosporaceae. Bases 1 to 1008 code for a protein of 335 amino acids.
AUGCUCGACAUUGAGGACUUCGACGCGGUAUAUCGCAAUCUUCACUACAACGAUGGCCUUGUUCAAGAGAUCCAAUCAUACCGGACUGCGCUCGGUGGGCGCACCUUCUUCGAACGGUUACUGACACUCCUAAACAUCAAGGGAAGCAAGAUGUACCCGCCCAAAAGCUCACAACAGCUUCAAGAGCUCCAUCAGCGCAUAAUCUCCUCCAACACAACACUACACAACAAGCACUGUCUUGUGUUCUACCUACUCAAAGAUUUAUCGGCGCAACACCACGAAGCGACAGAGCUAGCUGAAUCGUUCGCGAAAGACGUACACCUCGAGAAGCGAUUCUGGACAUUCGUUGAAGGACUCUGGUUCCUCGACCACCUCCAAUUCGCGACCGCCGUCGGACACCUUACAUACCCCGGCAUAAUACCUACCUUUCCCGACGAGAUCAUGUACACCCUCUUGACGGGGCAGGAUAAAGUGAGCAGCAUGGGCAUGGCAAGGGAUCCAAAAGAUGAUAUACUGGCACUAGCAUACUACAACUGUGUACGGCCGCCGCUGGAGGAUCAGAAGACCAGGGACGAGUUCGCCAAAUACCUUGCAGGUCGCAAUGUUACGGAGAUGUACCAGUGGAUUCACAGCAGACCGGAGUACGAGCAGCGACCACUGCUAGAGAUCCUCGUUGAGCAGACGCUGGAUCACCAACCUUGGUCUCAGGACCCUGAACACGAGAUGUACACGCGAGACGCUAAGGCGUUUGAGCUGGCGGGCUUGCCGUUCAGUGAAGACGAAGAGGAGUUCAUCGAGAAGUUCCUGACCGAGGGCAGGGGCAGGACCUUCCAGAGCGCACAAGAUCUGGUUAUGAUGCGCAGGAUUGCUACCGGCAAGCUGGCUGAUGUUGCGUCUGAUAUGGGCACACGCGGACGCAGGAUAGAUGGUGUGAACUGGGAGAGUUUGAAGGAUGGUGUGAAGAGGGGGUUGGGGCCCAGGAAGGAUGAGAAGAGCUUCGCCGUCUAA